Punica granatum (pomegranate) is the source of this 411-nucleotide messenger RNA. The record is from RefSeq and is a predicted model, not a curated record. Lineage: Eukaryota; Viridiplantae; Streptophyta; Magnoliopsida; Myrtales; Lythraceae.
AUGGGUGGAGCUGGAAUCGCCCUCUUAUCACUUGACAGCGUUGUAAUUUUGCUUGGAAUUUUCAUCUUUGUGAACUUGGUUUUCUGCAGGACUGGAGAGGCAAAUGAUGCUGCCGCCGCCCCCGGAUCUUCCCUGGAUCCUAGGAGAGCCAUCAAAGAUGGCAACAUGGAGGUCCUGGGUAAACUGAAAGAAGCCGCAGAAGCAGCCACUGAAUUAGCCGAGGCUAUUAGUGAUUACCAUCGCGACAGCAGCGGCAUCGCAGUUGGCUGCUGCUGCGGUGGCGGUUGUGGUGGUGACGAUGGUGGCGGUGGCGGUUGUGGUGGUGACGGUGGUAGCGGCGUUGGCGGCGAUGGUGGUGGCGGCGGCGGUGGUGGCGGCGGUGGUUGCAGAGGUGGCGGUGGUGUCGUCUGA